Messenger RNA from Didymella exigua CBS 183.55, 672 nucleotides. RefSeq lists its product as uncharacterized. Lineage: Eukaryota; Fungi; Ascomycota; Dothideomycetes; Pleosporales; Didymellaceae. The transcript is spliced from 2 exons. The record is from RefSeq and is a predicted model, not a curated record. The annotation marks the transcript as partial.
GUCGUCUCUUCCAAAGGUUGACAGCGGUAAGUGACGCUUUGUGGGCUCGAGCGCAGGCGUUCAACCCCGCUGCUGAAGGCACGUUUGCGGAGAAACCGGCGUCAACUCCUUCCGGUUUCUCCUCUUGAACGUCGGCUAACCACGCGACCAUAAACAUUCACUGAUCGACGCCCGUAUACCGACUCAGCCAUUAUCUACUACACACGCUGCGGUGCGACCCAGAAACGUGCCCCACUCGCCAGCUCGUUUUGCUUCUUUUGGUGUUCGCACGCGUAACAGACCCAUCCGUGCGACCUCGAAGUGCCCAGCCUUCAGCUCCGAAACCCACGCACACCACUACGGUUGAUGCCGGAGGCUGCGCGGAGAUCCAAUGGAGCAGCCUCGCCUAACAUGACAAGUGCCAAAGAAGUAGACCAGGGGAAGGAUACCUCUACCUCAAAUGUGUCAGAGAGUAGAUCACCAUCCAAGGACAAAUCCUCGUCGGCGCCGGGGUCUGACGCGCCCGCGCGGACCUCAAAAAAGCGCAGAAAGGUCAACCAUGCAUGCAUAUACUGCAGACGUUCGGUAAGCCGCAGCCGUCAUUCUAGCAUCUAAAACACGGCGCUCUGUUGCGUCACAAUCUCCUCCAAAUGACUGCUAACAUCACGAUGAUAGCAUAUGACUUGCGACCUA